AUGGAGUUCUUGAAUUGUAUACUCUUGUGUCUUUGCCUUGCCGGACUCUUGGUCCAAGCCUUCCGUUCAUUUGGAAAAAGAAGCAAAGUUCCCAGAACCAGACUUCCACCAGGGCCAAAGCCACUUCCAGUGGUCGGCAAUCUCUUUGAGCUCGGAGAGAAGCCCCAUCUCUCUUUGGCCAAGCUUUCCGAACGCUACGGUCCCAUAAUCAGCUUGCAGCUCGGUCAAGUAACCACAGUAGUGAUUUCAUCUUCAUCCUUGGCCAAGGAUAUCCUCCGAACCCGAGAUCAUCUCUUCUGCAACCGAACUAUCCCUGAUGCUGUCAAUGCCUACAAGCACUGCGACCACAGCAUGGUGUGGCUGCCUGUUGCGGACAGAUGAAGAAACCUUCGCAAAAUAUGUAACACGCAACUGUUUGCAACCAAAGUUCUCGAUGCAAACCAAGCCAACCGGCGCGUGAAAGUGCAGGACCUCAUUGCCGAUAUCGGCGAAAGCAAGGAGAAAGGUGUGGCAGUGAACAUCGGAAGGGAGGCUUUCAAAACCACGCUCAAUCUGCUGUCCCGGACUAUGUUCUCAGUGGAUUUAGCUAACCCGACUAACGAGACGGCUAGGGAGCUAAAGGAGACUACCUGGGGUAUCAUGGAAGAGAUAGGGAAGCCGAACUUGGCCGACUACUUUCAUUUGCUUAGAAAGAUUGACCCCCAAGGAAUAAGGCGACGGUUAACCUACCACUUUCAUAACACGAUGGUCCUGAUUGACAGGAUGAUCAAUCAAAGGUUGGAAUCCAGAAAAGUGCAGGAUUAUGGUUCGACAAAUGAUAUGUUGGAUACUCUUAUAAACAUGUGUGAGGAGAAGAAUGAGGAAAUGGACAAGACCGAAGUUGAGCAUUUGUUCCUGGACUUGAUUACUGCGGGGACAGAUACGACUUCAAGCACAAUGGAAUGGGCAAUGGCCGAGCUACUCCGUAGUCCAGAGAAACUUGUAAAAGCUCGAGCAGAGCUAGACCAAAUAAUCGGGAAAGAGAAACCGAUCGAGGAAUCAGACAUCGCUCAACUGCCUUACUUGCAAGCAAUAAUCAAGGAAACAUUUCGAAUGCACCCAACAGUGGCGUUGCUACUUCCAAGUAAGGCCGGCGAAGACGUAGAAAUCGGAGGGUACAUUAUUCCAAAGGGUGCACAAGUUCUGAUCAAUGCUUGGGCAGUAGGCAGAGAUUCUAGUGUUUGGGACAACCCAAACUUGUUUAUGCCGGAAAGGUUUUUGGGCUCCGAAAUUGAUGUUGGAGGAAGAAAUUGUGAGCUUAUUCCCUUUGGUGGUGGGAGGAGAGUAUGUCCGGGUAUGCCAUUGGCAAUGAGAAUGUUGCCAUUGAUGUUGGGUUCAGUUCUUAACUGUUUUGAUUGGAAGCUUGAAGAUGGAGUUAAACCUGAAAUUAUGAACAUGGAAGACAAGUUUGGCCUCACUUUACAAAUGGCUCACUCUCUCAUGGCUGUUGCCAACUCGUAAAGAAAACGUUUGG
Molecule: messenger RNA, 1513 nt
Organism: Argentina anserina (silverweed cinquefoil)
Lineage: Eukaryota; Viridiplantae; Streptophyta; Magnoliopsida; Rosales; Rosaceae
Product: geraniol 8-hydroxylase-like
Exons: 2
Molecular function (GO): iron ion binding; monooxygenase activity; oxidoreductase activity, acting on paired donors, with incorporation or reduction of molecular oxygen
Source: RefSeq, a predicted model, not a curated record